CGAAGGCGCGCUCGGCUUCUCGGCGCUCGCUCGCUCGGGUCUGGCCGGCAGCGAGGGCAGCGGGGACCCAGGUUGCGGGCCGUGGGCCGGGGCUGCCGGGCGGCAUGGAGGGGCCGCGGGCAGCCGACGUGUCCCUGCACAACUUCAGCGCGAGGCUGUGGGAGCAGCUCAUCCACUUCCAUGUCAUGCGGCUGACCGACUCGCUCUUCCUGUGGGUGGGGGCCACGCCGCACUUACGCAACCUCGCCGUGGCGAUGUGCAGCCGCUACGACUCCAUCCCUGUGUCCACCUCCCUCCUCGGAGACACUUCCGACACGACCUCCACUGGCCUCGCCCAGCGCCUAGCCAGGAAGACCAACAAACAGGUGUUUGUCAGCUAUAACCUUCAAAACACAGACAGUAACUUCGCAUUGCUUGUAGAAAACAGAAUCAAGGAAGAAAUGGAGGCUUUUCCAGACAAGUUCUAGCAGAGUGGGAGAAAUGAGAAUUUGCAACUUAAGCACAAUGCUUACUUAAAUAAAUGGAUCGAGUUUCAUUUUGUCCUCA
Messenger RNA from Cynocephalus volans (Philippine flying lemur), 546 nucleotides. RefSeq names its product proteasome assembly chaperone 4 (gene PSMG4). NCBI's taxonomy places the organism in Eukaryota, Metazoa, Chordata, Mammalia, Dermoptera, Cynocephalidae. The transcript has 3 exons. Bases 105 to 467 code for a protein of 120 amino acids. Gene Ontology annotation, biological process: proteasome assembly. The record is from RefSeq and is a predicted model, not a curated record.